AUGUCGUUGGAAUCCAACCUGUCAGCAGCACAUGGAACCCAGUUGACUUAUGAAGAGUUUGAUGGGAGAGCAUGUGGUAUUGCAAAUAGAUGUGACAAGAAGAUUCUGAUCACCACCAGGACUGAGUGCCGGUCUUGUAGUCUCAACCUUCACAUCAAUUGUCCAGAAGGCUACACUAAAGUGACGAAUGGCUCCACUGGAGUAAGAGACUGCAGAUACUCCUUCCAGGUCAGGGAUUAUGCUCUGUCUCUUCCUGGAUGUCGACAUAUAUGCAGAAAGGAAUACCUACAGCCACAAUGCUGUCCAGGAUUCUGGGGUCCAGACUGCAUGGAAUGUCCUGGAGGAGAGAAGUCCCCUUGCAGUGGCAGAGGGCGUUGUUCUGAUGGCAUUGAAGGAAAUGGAAGUUGCAUUUGUUUGGAAGGAUACGGUGGAACAGCUUGUGAAACCUGUGCCGAAGAAAACUUAUUUGGACCUAACUGUACUUCAGUUUGCAGUUGUGUCCAUGGCAUGUGCAACAAUGGAGUAGACGGGGAUGGAGCGUGCUUGUGCUAUUCUGCCUAUUCAGGCCCCAACUGUGAUGAGCCAAUCCCUGAUUGUGAAGCUUUGUUAUGCCCAGAAAAUUCCAGAUGUUCUACUUCCAGCAUAGAUGAGUCCAUAUUGGAAUGCAAAUGCGUCCCCAAUUACAAAGGAGAUGGCCGGCAUUGUGAGCCUAUCAACCCAUGUGAGCAAAAGGUCUGUGACGAGAACGCUCAUUGCACUUAUCUGGGACCAAAUCGGCAUCAAUGCACCUGCCGAGAAGGUUACAAAGGGGAUGGUCGAGUGUGUGUACCUGUUGACCCUUGCCAAGAAGACUUUGGAGGCUGUCCGACUCAGUCCACAGUAUGCCAGUAUGAUGGCCCCGGGCAGUCCCAUUGUGAAUGUAAGGAGCACUACCAGAAUUUUGCCCCGGGCCUGGGCUGCAGCAUGACGGACCUCUGUGAAUCCAGCAAUCCAUGUCACAAAAAUGCCAACUGCACCAUGAAGGCGCCUGGCCAGACAGAGUGUACUUGCCAGAAAGGUUAUGUGGGGGAUGGAUCCAUGUGCUACGGGAACAUUAUGGAACGGCUGCAAAACCUCAACACGGAACCCAGAGGACAGUGGCAAGGAAAACUUACCUCCUUCAUUUCACUCCUGGAUAAAGCCUAUGCUUGGCCUCUCAGCAACCUGGGACCCUUCACUGUACUAGUUCCAACAAACAAGGGGUUAAAAGGAACAAAUGUCAAGGAGCUUUUGAUGGAUAAAGAGAAGGUUCAAUACUUUGUGAAACUCCACAUCAUCGCUGGCCAGGUAGACAUGGAAGGGUUGAACGGCACAGACACCUUUUACACCUUGACUGGGAAGUCAGGGGAAAUAUUCAAUGGAGACAAGGACAAUCAAAUUAAGCUCAAACUCAGUGGAGGAAAAAAGAAAGGGAAGAUUGUACAAGGGAACAUAAUUGCCUCCAAUGGACUGUUGCACAUCAUCGAUAAGGCCAUGGACAAGAUGGCACCUGUGUUUGAGAGCAGCUCAGAGCAAACCAUAAUGGCAAUGCUACAGCCAAGAUACAGCAGAUUCAGAUCCCUGUUGGAGGUAACAAACGUGGGCCAAGCCUUAGAUGAAGAUGGUGUUGGUGGACCUUAUACCGUCUUUGUUCCAACUGAUGAAGCCUUAAACAACAUGAAAGAUGGCGUUCUGGACUAUCUCCUCUCUACAGAGGGCUCUCGAAAACUUCUGGAACUUGUCCGAUAUCAUAUUGUCCCAUUUACUCAGCUGGAAGUUGCCAACAUCAUCUCCAAACCCCACAUCAGGAGCAUGGCCAACCAGAUUAUCCAGUUUAAUACAACCAGCAAUGGACAAAUCCUGGCCAAUGAAGUGGCAAUAGAAGAAGUGGAAGUGGCUGCCAAAAAUGGCCGAAUUUAUACCCUCACUGGAGUUCUCAUUCCCCCCUCCAUCAUUCCCAUUCUUCCCCAUCGGUGUGAUGAGACUCAGAGGGACAUGAAGCUGGGCACAUGUGUGAGCUGCUCCCUGGUAUAUUGGAGUGUCUGUCCUGCCAACUCAGAGCCAUUGAGUCUUUUUACAUCCAACUGUGUCUAUGGUCGCAGGGUAGGGAGUGAGAAAUUUCCUACCAAGGGUUGUGCCAGAUACUGUAACUCUACUGUAAAGAUACCCAAGUGCUGCAAAGGCUUCUAUGGCCCAGACUGUAACCAGUGUCCAGGAGGUUUUUCCAAUCCGUGCUCUGGAAAUGGACAGUGUGUUGAUGGGUUCAGUGGCAACGGGACUUGCAUUUGUGAUGAUGGAUUCCAAGGUUCUCGCUGUCAGUUCUGUUCUGAUGCUGGAAAAUACGGACCCCGGUGUGAAAAAAAAUGUUUGUGUGUUCAUGGGAAAUGUGAUAAUCAAAUAGACAGUGAUGGGGCCUGCCUUCCUGGAACCUGUAAGGAUGGAUCAGCUGGAAAGUUCUGUGAUAAGCAGACCACAGCAUGUGGCCCUUAUGUCCAAUUCUGUCAUAUCCAUGCAAAUUGUGAAUACAGCAACAGAUUUGCCAGCUGUGUCUGCAAACAAGGAUACCAAGGUGAUGGGACCAUUUGUACAGAAGUAGACCCAUGCGCAGGAAACAUCCCAGGAGGCUGCAGCAGCAAUGCAGAAUGUAUUAAAACCGGUGCAGGAACUCACAUGUGUGUCUGCCAACCUGGAUGGACCGGAGAUGGAAGAGAUUGCACAGCAAUUAAUAACUGCUUGCUACCCAACUUUGGAGGUUGCCAUGACAAUGCAACCUGCUUGUAUGUAGGUCCUGGCCAGCACAACUGUGAGUGUAAAAAAGGAUUCCGAGGCAAUGGGAUUGACUGUGAACCAGUAAUGUCGUGCUUGGAACAAACAAGGAAAUGUCAUCCCCUGGCGACCUGCCAGCCCACUUCCUCUGGCCUCUGGAGCUGUGUUUGCCAGGACGGUUAUGAAGGAGAUGGCCUGAUAUGUUAUGGAAAUGUAGCUAUGGAACUGUCCCUUCUGUCAGAAGCCUCCAUAUUUAACCAAUGGGUAAAUGAGGCCUCUUCACAAGCGAUGCUCGCAAGUGCCUCCAACCUUACAGUCCUGGUGCCUUCCCAACAAGCCAUCAAAAAUAUGGACCAAGAUGAGAAGACCUUUUGGUUGUCAAAAAGCAACAUUCCAACCCUCAUCAAGUAUCAUUCCCUGGUGGGCACCUACAGAACCUCAGACCUCCAGGUCCUGUCUUCUUCAGACAUGCUUGCAACAUCUUUGCAAGGAAAUUUUCUUCAUUUAGCUAAAAUGAAUGGGAAUAUCACCAUCGAAGGAGCUAACAUCGUGGACAGCGACAAGGCAGCCACAAACGGCAUCAUCCAUGUCAUCGACAAGGUCCUGUUACCCCAAAGAAGUAUGAGUGCUUCAUUACCCAACCUUCUCAACCGACUGGAUCAGAUGCCUGACUAUUCCAUCUUCCGGGGCUACAUCAUUCAAUAUAAUCUAGCUGCCGCAAUUGAAGCUGCUGAUACCUAUACAGUAUUUGCCCCAAAUAAUGAAGCCAUUGAGAAUUUUAUCAGAGAAAAAAGGAUUGCCACGCUAGAAGAGAACAUACUUCGGUAUCAUGUCAUUCUAGAAGAGAAACUCCUGAAGAAUGAUCUACACAAUGGCAUGCAUCGGGAGACCAUGCUGGGAUUUUCAUACCUCAUUGGAUUCUUCCUCCAAAAUGGUCAGAUCUAUGUAAAUGAGGCCCCAAUCAACUAUACCAAUGUAGCUACUGAUAAAGGUGUAAUCCAUGGUUUGGGGAAAGUCCUAGAAAUCCAGAAGAACAGAUGUGAUAGCAACUACACUACCAUUUUACGAGGAAAGUGUGAAUACUGUUUUCUAAAGACCUGCCCUCUGGAACUAAACCUGUGGCUCUCCCUGGGUUAUAUAUCAGCACAAUAUGUGUUUCAUGAAAAAAAUUUUCUAAAGAAGAAUGUAAAUGUCCCUAUUUCACAGGAAGGAGAGACAAAGAAAUGUAUCUAUGUGACUUUCUUCAUGGGAAAGAGAUCUUUGCAUAUAGGAUGCCAGACAAAAUGUGUCAAAACAGUGAUUACCAGAGAAUGUUGUGCAGGCUUCUUCGGGCCUCAGUGCCAGCUCUGUCCUGGCAAAGCUGGGAAUGCCUGCUUUGGGAAUGGCAUCUGCCUAGAUGGAGUGAAUGGCACUGGCGUGUGUGAAUGUGAGGGAGGAUUCAGUGGAACGGCCUGCGAGACUUGUAUGGAGGGCAUGUAUGGUUCCAAUUGUGACCAAGUAUGCAGUUGUGUCCAUGGACAAUGCAGUCAGGGGCCCAAUGGUGAUGGGUCCUGUGAAUGUGACGUUGGCUGGAGAGGCGUGAAAUGUGAUACUGAGAUCAAGAAAGAUGACUGUAAUAACACUUGCCAUACUAGUGCAAACUGCCUCCUCAAUUCCAGUGGUACAGCUUACUGCAAAUGUGCUGCUGGCUUUCAAGGCAACGGGACAGUCUGCACAGCAAUUGAUGCUUGUGAAACCAGCAAUGGCGGUUGCUCCACCAAAGCCGACUGCAGGAGGACCACACCAGGAAAGCGAGUGUGUGUUUGCAAAGCAGGAUACACUGGAGAUGGCAUUGUAUGCCUAGAAAUCAACCCCUGUUUGGAAAACAAUGGUGGCUGUGACCGAAAUGCAGAAUGUACCCAGAUUGGUCCCAACCAGGCUGCCUGUAACUGUUUACGAGGAUAUACAGGAGAUGGUAAAACAUGCGCAUUCAUCAAUAUCUGCUUAACAAGAAAUGGUGGCUGCAGUGAAUUGGCUAUCUGUAAUCAAACUGGCGUAGACGAAAGGACUUGUACCUGCAAACCAGGUUACGAAGGGGAUGGAUUCACCUGCCGGGGACCCAUCUAUCUGGAACUUCCCAAAAAUACUGAUACCAUCCCCUACUUCUUUCAUCUUCAGGAAAAUGCCAUUCGAGACCUGAUGGGCCCAGGUCCCUUUACUGUCUUUGUGCCUUGGAAGGAAGCUUUAGAGAAUACAUCCCAAACCCAGGUUAAGGAGUGGAUCACCCAGGGCGUCAUGCCGCAGGUCCUUCGAUACCAUGUAGUUGCCUGCCAAAAGUUGCUCUUGGAAAACCUAAAACUGAUUCCAAGUAUGACUUCACUCCAAGGGGAAACCAUCCAUAUCAAUGUGUCCCAGGAUACAGUUUAUGUAAAUGGCAAUGCUAAGAUAGUGUCCAGCGAUAUCAUCUGUAGCAACGGAGUGAUCCACAUCAUAGACCAAAUACUGGUGCCAAAAAAAUUGCAAGAAAUACGCAAAGAUGCCUCUGGGAAUAAUGUAGAUAAUCUCAUCUCAGUGGCAGUUCACCAGGGGUACGUGAAGUUCACCAACAUGCUCCAGGAUACUGGUUUGUUAAGUUUUAUCAACGACCCCGUCCACAAACCGGUAACCCUGUUCUGGCCCACGGACGAAGCUCUGAAAGCUCUUCCUCAGGAACAACAAGAUUUCCUCUUUGGCAAAGACAAGGAUAAACUAAAGCAAUACCUCAAGUUCCAUAUCAUCAGAGAUUCCAAGAUCUUGGCAGUGGAUUUGCCCAGUGUUGCAUCCCGGAAGACAUUACAAGGUUCUGAACUCAAUGUGAAAUGUGGUGAUGGGAACAACAUUGGUGACCUCUUUCUGAAUGAUCAGAAGUGCCGGAUUGUCCAGCGGCAGCUUGAGUUUGAUAGCGGCAUCGCGUAUGGGAUUGAUUGUAUGCUGAUUAACCCCAGCUUCGGGGGCCGCUGUGACAGUUUCGUUACCUUCAAUGUCUCGGGGGAGUGUGGGAGCUGCUACAACAUUCCUCGCUGCCCAACAUGGAGUAAGCCAAAGGGAGUGAAGCAGAAGUGUUUUUACCACCUGCCAUUCAGGAGGAACCUGGAAGGCUGCCAGCAGAAGUGUACGAUGGUUAUGAGGCUGCCUAAGUGCUGUAAGGGCUACUUUGGGAGGGACUGUCAAGCUUGUCCCGGAGGAUCCACGACCCCAUGUAAUAACCGGGGUGUCUGCAUUGAUGAAUAUUUUGGGGGUGGAGAGUGCAAAUGCAAUACUGGGUUCAAUGGAACGGCAUGUGAACUGUGUUGGCCUGGAAGAUAUGGACCAGACUGUAAAUCCUGUGAAUGCUCAGAACAUGGGACGUGUGAUGACAGCAUCACUGGCUCUGGAAAUUGCUUCUGUGAAACAGGCUGGACCGGUCGAUUCUGUGACACUCAACUAGUUUUGGCUCCCGUGUGCACGCCUCCAUGUUCUAAGUACGCUACCUGUAAAGAGAACAACUCGUGCGAGUGUAACCUGCAUUAUGAAGGGGACGGGAUAACAUGUACAGUUGUGGAUUACUGCAAGCAGAACAAUGGCGGCUGCUCAAAGGUUGCCAAGUGUUCCCAGGUGGACACGGCAGUGUCCUGCAGCUGCCAAAAAGGCUACAAGGGGGACGGGCACAUCUGUACCGCUGUGGACCCCUGUGCGGAUGGGCUGAAUGGAGGGUGUCACGAACAUGCAAUUUGUACCAUGACGGGUCCGGGCAAGCACAGAUGCGAAUGCAAAAGCCACUAUGUGGGUGAUGGAUUGGACUGCGUGGUGGAACAGCUCCCCAUCGACCGAUGCUUACAAGACAAUGGGCAGUGCCAUGCGGAUGCCAACUGUGCAGACCUCCACUUCCAGGAUGCAACUAUUGGCGUCUUUCACCUACGCUCUCCCCAAGGCCAGUACAAGCUGACCUUUGAUGAAGCCAGAGAAAUGUGCGCUAAGGAAGAAGCAACCAUAGCCACCUACAUUGAGCUCUCCUACGCCCAGAAGGCCCAGUAUCACCUCUGUUCGGCCGGCUGGCUCAGUGAUGGGAGGGUGGCCUAUCCAACCGCUUACUCCUCUCAGAACUGUGGCUCGGGCUUCGUCGGCAUCGUGGACUACGGGCCGAGGCCCAACAAGAGCGAAAAGUGGGAUGUCUUCUGCUACCGAGUGAAGGAUGUGAACUGUACAUGCAAGGUGGGCUACGUAGGAGACGGCUUCGCUUGCAGUGGCAACCUCCUGCAGGUUCUCAUGUCCUUCCCCUCGCUGGCCAACUUCCUAUCGGAAGUUCUGAUAUAUUCCAAUAGCUCGUCCAAAGGCAAGGCCUUCCUGAAGCACUUGACUGACCUGUCAACCCAUGGUACUCUCUUUGUGCCAAAUAAUGAUGGACUCUGGGAAAACAAGACACUUUCUGGAAGAGACAUCGAGCACCAUCUCUCCAAUGCCAGUACUUUAUUUUAUGAAGAUAUGACCAACGGUACCACUCUAUGGACUCGGCUAGGAGGCCAGCUGCUGAUUACGUAUGGGCAAGACCCACUUCACACAAAUGAAACCAGAUUUGUUGAUGGACAAGCCAUCCUCCAAUGGGAUAUUUUUGCUUCCAAUGGAAUAAUCCACGUAAUUUCAGGGCCUUUGAAAGCACCUCCUGCACCAGUUGUUUCUGCUCAUGCUGGUUUGGGAGCAGGCGUAUUCUUCACCAUCAUAUUGAUCAUCGGGGCCAUCGCGUUAGCUGGAUAUUCUUACUUCAGGAUCAAUCGGAGAACAAUCGGCUUCCAGCAUUUUGAGCCAGAAGAGGAUAUAGAUGUCACAGCCCUUGGCAAACAGCCAUCCUCGAAUAUUUCCAACCCCAUGUACGAGAGCACAACCACGCAGCCUCCAGAACCCGACUAUGACCCUUUUUCGGAAUCUGAUGAACAGCAGCUUGUGACUAGUGGUACCCAAGACCUUUAAGAUGACCUGGAGCUGCGGGGCCUACAGAGCAGCCCUCAACCAGUCGAUGGGAACUGUGAAUACUUAGGGCCAGCCAAGUUUCGGGAAUGAUGAAAUAGAAGUCACUCCAAUGUCAUACCUCAUUACUUUUGUUCUGGGGCUUUUUUGUUUUUAUCUGGAGGGGGAGAAGGCAGAGAAACGGGCGUUUCCUCCUGUGCUCCAUUUCAGCCCAAUGGAAGACAAACCAUUUCCCUGAAUUCAACAUCGCCUGGAAUAAUAAGAGCUAACAUUAAUAUAGCUCUUUAAUGUUUCCAAAGUCCUUCAUACAAUUAUCCCAUUUUUGUCCUCAAAAUGACCCUGGGAGUUAGGUGCUAUUAUCAUCCUCAUUUUACAAAUGAGGAAACUGAGUCAGACAGAGGUUAAGUGGCUUACCCAGAGUCACACAGCUAGUGAGCGUCUGAGGCCAUAUUUGAAUUCAGGUCUUCCUCCAAAGAUGAGCUCAAACCUCCCUACGUUGCCCUCCCCCUUCAAGUUUUGCUAGACCAUUCUGUCUGGAUCUCUCAUUCGCUCCUUGCUCAUUUUUAUAUUUAUCCGUGUACAUGCAGUAUUUCUUCUCUCCUUGCCCCAACUAGAAUGGAAGCUCCUUGAGGGCAGGAAUUGUAAUUUUUUUUUAAUUUGCACAUAGUAUGCACUUAAUAAAUGUUUUUGAAUGAAAUGCAAAC
Molecule: messenger RNA, 8447 nt
Organism: Antechinus flavipes (yellow-footed antechinus)
Lineage: Eukaryota; Metazoa; Chordata; Mammalia; Dasyuromorphia; Dasyuridae
Gene: STAB2
Product: stabilin 2
Exons: 70
Coding region: 1-7746 (2581 amino acids)
Biological process (GO): cell adhesion
Molecular function (GO): hyaluronic acid binding; calcium ion binding
Source: RefSeq, a predicted model, not a curated record